GAAGACUAGAAAUAUUAAUGUAAAAUGUGGAUCAGAUAAUUAUUAUUUUUUAUUUCCUUAAUAAUAUAUAAAUUCAAAAUCUAUCCUUGUGAGUAAGAAUGGCGAAUAUGUGAAUUUGAUAAGGAAAACAUUAAAUGGAGAGUUUGUAACUCAAUAAUCUAUUCAUUUUAAUACAUUUGAGCUAUAUGGAGGAAUGAGUGAUGAUGGACAGUAUUUGAUCACUUGGGAUAGAAAUUCAUAUUAAAUACAAAUCAG
Molecule: messenger RNA, 255 nt
Organism: Paramecium octaurelia
Lineage: Eukaryota; Ciliophora; Oligohymenophorea; Peniculida; Parameciidae
Source: the annotation of a GenBank genome assembly